Molecule: messenger RNA, 1047 nt
Organism: Cajanus cajan (pigeon pea)
Lineage: Eukaryota; Viridiplantae; Streptophyta; Magnoliopsida; Fabales; Fabaceae
Product: Mitochondrial glycoprotein family protein
Cellular component (GO): mitochondrial matrix
Source: RefSeq, a predicted model, not a curated record
CGGUAACCGGCCGGUUCAGACCGGUUUACACAGGAGAAAAAAAUCAAAAACAUUUCAAACAUCAAUAGAGAUAGGGAGACAGCGCCUCUGAUGAUCACAGUUGGUUUGGUUGGCAAAAGGAUGAGUCUUAGGACUGAGUUGUUCGGAAAGGUUAGAGAGCUGAAGAAGCGUGUCACAAGUCUUCGACAUUUCUGCCACUACCAACACAAACAUCUUCAAGAUCUCGAAUUGCUCAAGUGCUUCAAAUCCGAGAUUCAAUUUGAGCUUUCUUCUAAUUACUUUCAGAAUGCUCAAAGUGGUUCCUUAGGGGACUUUUUCGUGGACUCAAACUCACCCAAUUCCAAAGAUGUGGUUUUGCGGAGAAAAUUCGAUUCGGGCGAGGAAGUUGCAGUUUCUGCCAUUCUGGGUCCUCCUAACUAUGAGAAAGACCUUGUUUUCUCAAGAGAUGCUUUUAUGAAAGUAUGUGUAAAGAAACCGGCAUUGAGUUCUAUCUUGCAAUUUGACUGUGAAGUUCAUGAAGAAACCGAUAAGGGCUCUGAUUUUGACAUCUAUAAUGCUUAUUAUCUCAGAUCACCUACAUGUCUCAGCCCUUCCAUUUACAAAGGGCCCUUAUUCAGAACAUUGGAUAAUGAGUUGCAACAUGCACUGAAGGAAUACCUGGUAGCCAAGGGCAUUGGGGUAAGCCUAACCAAUUUCCUUCUCCGCUACCUACACAAUAGAGAGCAAGAGCAGUACGUGAACUGGUUGAAGAAAGGUGAAGCAACAUUUGCGGCAAAAGAAGGGUCAUUGAGGCAAUCUUCAGAGACACAUUCUACUUAGGGUUGCAAUAUUGUCAAUUUUUGCACUUGUCGUGGCUGAGGAAAUUUUGGAUCAAUUUUAACUGACAUUUUAGUCGAUGUUUUUGAGAGUUCGGAAAAUUAGGUUGUCAAAUAAUUAAACUGAUUAGUACAGUGUAGAAUUAUGUUUCUUUUUGGUGUAAAAGUUGUACCUCAACUUUUAAAGAAGUUUGAUAAGAGAAUUUAUAUAAAAGUUAGGAUAAUAAGUUGA